GAUGCCGAGCUCAGGCCGGAAGAUGUCUGUUUCUAAUGUUUGGAUGAUGUAUAUUUCUAAUGUUUGGCAGAUUAAAUAGCAUAUCGCCAUGCAGCAUAGGAUUGUUGUGACAGACUGAUGAAGCCGAUAGUGGUUUGCGGGAGGACGCAGGCGCCACGCGGCGAUUGAUAAGAGUAUGUGGGGUUCUGGUUUCGCCUCGUCCCGACCUUGUGUGGUUGAACUCGGGCGGAAUCACAGUGUGCCCUUGGGGAUAUGUGGUUCCGACGAGCCUCACUCUCUUUAUGGCUAUAUCGUCGCAAUCCCUUUACGGGACUACGGUGGGAUCAUGUCGGGAUUGGGUUCGGAUUCCUGGUGGAAGAAGACCAUCUAUAUCACCGGCGGUGCCCUCCUCGCGGCUGCUGCCUAUCUAUUACAUGAGCUGCUCGCCAUCAGGAAGGAGCAAGAGUUGGACUCUAAAGAUGCCAUCAUCCUCCAUCAGUUCUCAAGGCCAAACACGGGGGUCCCCAGCCUCUCACCAUUCUGCCUCAAGAUGGAGACCUACCUACGCAUGGUUGACCUGCCCUACCAGAACUACUUUGAUGGGAAGCUCUCUCCACAGGGCAAGAUGCCAUGGAUUGAGUAUAACCGGCAGCAGGUGUCGGGGUCAGAGUUCAUCAUUGACUUCCUGGAAGAGAAGCUGGGCGUCAACCUCAACAAGAACCUCAGUCCCCAGGAAAGAGCCGUGUCCCGGGCUGUCACCAAGAUGGUGGAGGAGCACCUCUACUGGACAAUAGCCUAUUGCCAGUGGGUAGACAACCUGGAGGAGACCCAGAAGAUGCUGUCAGUCACUGGUCCUCUCGGUGACAUGCUAAAGUGGAUCCUCAGCCACCUGAACAGCAGCAUGGUGCAAAGGGAGAUGUACGGCCAUGGCAUCGGACGCUUCUCCAAGGAGGAGGUCUACAAGCUGAUGGAGAAGGACAUGCGCACGCUGGCCGAACUGCUCGGAGAUAAGAAGUACUUCAUGGGGCCUAAGAUGUCGACAGUAGACGCUGCUGUGUUUGGUCACCUGGCCCAGGCCAUGUGGACACUACCUGGCACACAACCUGAACAGCUCAUCAAAGGCGAGCUCGUCAACUUGGCCAUGUUCUGUGAGCGCAUGCGCAGAAAGUUCUGGCCUGAGUGGUUUGUGGACAUAGAGGACCUGUGCUAUGACGGAGCAGACACUGACAGCAGCCAGGGCUCUCCUACAUGCCUGAUGGACUUUGGCCUGUUCUCCCGGACAGACACCAUGGAGGAGAGUGAAGCCUCUGACAAACACACACACUCACACACUCACUCCCCCGAUACGGACCAUUCGCUGUUCGACUCAGACGUGGGCACGGGCUCGGAGAACGAGCCGCAGCUCAAGUGUGACCCUCCUAGUCCUGACCCUCCUAAUUCUGCCCCUUCCAACCCCAGUCCCAAACCUCCCAACCCUUGACCCAUCCUCAUCCAGUGAGGUGGGGUGGUUUUGGCUGGGGCGGUCAGACGGCCGGAACGUCAAACUAAUCAGGGCGCUGCUAUCUGGAUUGGCAUCAUAGAGCUGCGGAACACAGAGGCACAGUUCUCGCUUCUGCUGCUGCCUCUCCCUCUCUUCCAGAGAUCUGUGCUCACACAUGGAGGCACAGUUAUAUUCCAUGAUGACUGAAAACUAUAUCCUAACAAUGUAAUAUCAGUGCACUCAGACAAACUGGGUAUUUGUAUGCAGAGCGUAUAAAUCGAACCCCAUGUUACAUGCGUUGCAUUAUGAUUUCCUCACCCCUAGUGAUGGUGACAUUGCCAACAUGUCACAAUCACAGACGUUGCCUUAUUUGUGUCAGUUGUCCCAGGGUACAGGCUAGCGUGAAACAUUUUGAGAGAGAUUGUUGGUGGAAACAGGUGUGUGUCUGUCCAUGGAAUACAGGCAACACGGCUGUUUCUUAGAAAUGUAAAUAGUGAAAGAGAGACCAUGAUAAUGGUGAUGGUAGCAGAAACAUGAAAUCACUGGAUUUUAGAGAACAGGGGUCAGUCAUUUGCUAAGACU
Messenger RNA from Oncorhynchus nerka (sockeye salmon), 2041 nucleotides. Its product is annotated as failed axon connections homolog. The record is from RefSeq and is a predicted model, not a curated record. The transcript is spliced from 6 exons. Gene Ontology annotation, cellular component: cytoplasm. The coding region runs from base 176 to 1459 and encodes 427 amino acids. NCBI's taxonomy places the organism in Eukaryota, Metazoa, Chordata, Actinopteri, Salmoniformes, Salmonidae.